AUGGCUGAGAACCCACCAGAAGAGGCACCGCCAGCAGUUCCGGCUGAGGAGGCUCCAGCUGCACAAGAAGCUCCUCCGGAAGUCGCAGUUGCUGGAGAAGAGGCAGCUGAAGUCGUUCAGAUUGAAGGCGAGAAAACAGAAGGCGAGAAAACGGAAGGCGAGCAAACAGAAGGCGAGCAGACAGAGCAAACAGUCGAAGGGGAAGGCCAAACGGAGGCUUCGGGUGAG
Messenger RNA from Drosophila ficusphila, 228 nucleotides. Its product is annotated as neurofilament light polypeptide-like. The annotation marks the transcript as partial. The record is from RefSeq and is a predicted model, not a curated record. The transcript has a single exon. NCBI's taxonomy places the organism in Eukaryota, Metazoa, Arthropoda, Insecta, Diptera, Drosophilidae.